This is a messenger RNA of Apis mellifera (honey bee), 1124 nucleotides long. Its product is annotated as zinc finger protein 830. Gene Ontology annotation, biological process: mitotic DNA damage checkpoint signaling; nuclear DNA replication; mitotic DNA replication checkpoint signaling. The coding region runs from base 121 to 1017 and encodes 298 amino acids. Gene Ontology annotation, cellular component: spliceosomal complex; nucleus. The transcript has 4 exons. The record is from RefSeq and is a predicted model, not a curated record. Gene Ontology annotation, molecular function: nucleic acid binding; zinc ion binding. NCBI's taxonomy places the organism in Eukaryota, Metazoa, Arthropoda, Insecta, Hymenoptera, Apidae.
UUUAAUUACAUCAGCUGAUACUUUUAAAACUUGAUAAUAGAGGAGCUAGAGUAGAAGAUAAUAUAUACAAAACAUAACCUAAAUAAGAGUUGCAUUUGUUCUUUAAAGAUCUAAUUUAAAAUGUCGCUUAAAAGAAAAUUAACACAAGAUGAUUUGCGUAAAGCUAUGAGUGAACACAAAAAGAAAAUAGGAGUAAUUAAAAAAAUUGAUUCGCCAUUAGCAAAAUAUACAGAUGCAGGACAACUUAUGUGUAUUUUAUGCAAAAGCAUUAUACGCAAUGAGACAGUUUGGCCAAUACAUUUAAAUUCAAAAAUUCAUAAGGAAAAUAUCAUUCAAGCAAAGAAAACGAAAUUAGAAACAGAUUCUACAAAAAUUCAAAUACAUAAAAGGUCUUCGUCUCCUUCACAAGAAUCAUCAACGAAUAAAAAAAUCAAAAGUAUAUUAAAAAAUUCUACACAAUCAGCACAAAUACCAUCAAAUUUAUCAUCAAACUUCUUUGAUAAUCCCUCUAAAGAAGCUAAUAAUACAAAAUUAUCAAAUACUUCUGUGAUAACAACAAGGUUGGAAAAUGAUAAAGAAUUUGUGGUUGAAAAAGAUAUAAAGAAUAUAGAAGUAGAAGAGGAGAAAGAAAAAGAAAAAAAUAAAGAUACAAAUCAACAAUCUCUUCCAGAAGGAUUUUUUGACGAUCCAAUUUUAGAUGCUAAAGUUCGUAAUGUUGAGUAUAAAAAUCCUAUAGAAGAGGAAUGGGAAAAAUUUCAGAAAGAAAUCAAAGAAGAAACAGCACAAUCUGCACAAAUUAUUGCAGAUGAUCAAGAAGAGGCAACAACAGAAAGACAAUUAGAUGAAAUAGAGGAACAAAUAAGACAUUGGUCUAGAGUAAUGGAUCUAGUAAAACGUAAAGAACAAGUACAAGCUACAGAUAGGAAACAGAAAAAUAUAGAUGAAGAUAUUUCUAGCGAAGAUGAAACCGAAUUCAAUGAAUUUCUGGAUUGGAGGGCCAAAAAUUCUUAUAAAUGAAAUUAAUUUUAAUAUUAAUGUACAGUAUUUAUGGUCUUGUAAAUAUGUGAAAUUAUAUUGGAAUUAUACUUUCCAAAUACUUUUGAAAUUAUUCUAUAUAUUUAAAA